AUGGAGGUUUUGCUCCUUCAAUACCCAUUUACUUUUCUGUUCAUCGUGUUUCUAGUCCUUUACCAGGUGAAUCCUGCAUUCAGAUACUUUUGCAAGAUGACCUUCUAUAAGUUGUGGUUCUCUACCAUAAGUAUUCUGGUUAUUAUAAUAAGUAUUCCUCGUGGACGUAAUGUGGAAAACAUCAAGUUUUUGCGCAUGUUAUUACUGCCACUCAAAUACAUCUUUGGGGUCAAGAUAGUGGUGAAGGGCAAGGAGAACCUCAGGACUAAGAGACCUUUCGUCCUCGUGUUGAAUCACCAGACCUCCCUUGACAUUAUGGUGAUGAUGGAGAUAUUACCAAGUCGCUGUGUGCCCAUUGCAAAGAAGGAAAUCCUAUACAUGGGCACUUUCGGCAUAGCAUGCUGGCUUUCAGGACUCAUUUUCAUUGACCGCAAGAAGAAGGAAGAGUCUAUCACUGUCUUGACAGAUGUGGCACAGUCCCUGCACAAAGAAAAUUUCUGUGUCUUGAUCUUCCCUGAAGGAACUCGCAAUCAUAGUGGCUCCAUGUUGCCCUUCAAACGUGGGGCUUUCCAGCUGGCUGUGAGAGCCCAGGUGCCCAUUAUUCCUGUAGUGAUCUCUUCCUACCGUGACUUCUACAACCACAAGGAGAAGAGAUUUACACCAGGGAAAAGCAUUAUCCAGGUCCUGCCAGAAGUGGAGACCCUCGGCCUGGGCCCAGAUGAUGUUCCCAGGCUCACCGAGCAGGUCCGUGACUCCAUGCUCACCACCUAUCAGGAGAUAUCAGGAAUGACGAACGGGGCUUCCCAUUAGCGAUGUCAUCUUCCAGCUCCAGCUGUGUGUGUAGCAGGUGAGGGGGAGGGCAUGGCAGCCACAAGAAGUUCUGGCAGCAGAGACAACCAUGGAUUGCAACCCAGACAUACCAGAGACAGGCAAAACGUCCACAGAGGAAGAAAAGCUUUUAAGUGGAGGCAGUGAAAUGGUUGCCGUGUUCCUUCCAGAGAACUGUGCCACCUCUGUGGACAGACACACAGUGGGUAGUGGGACAUUUCUUUGUAAUUGUAACCCUGAGAACAUCUCUCCAGCUGGACCUCAGGCAGAGCUGGACCUUUCCUGUGAGCAUCUUAUAGUCAACUUUUCCUAUUCCAAACCAACAAGGUAGAGGCAUU
Messenger RNA from Grus americana (Whooping crane), 1166 nucleotides. RefSeq names its product 1-acyl-sn-glycerol-3-phosphate acyltransferase alpha-like. The coding region runs from base 1 to 810 and encodes 269 amino acids. NCBI's taxonomy places the organism in Eukaryota, Metazoa, Chordata, Aves, Gruiformes, Gruidae. Gene Ontology annotation, molecular function: 1-acylglycerol-3-phosphate O-acyltransferase activity. The record is from RefSeq and is a predicted model, not a curated record. Gene Ontology annotation, cellular component: membrane; endoplasmic reticulum. The transcript is spliced from 6 exons. Gene Ontology annotation, biological process: phosphatidic acid biosynthetic process.